CCGCGAACGUUUUAGGAGAAGUUAACAAAGGUAUUUAUGUGCUCUUCAGCGGACUGGAUUUGGAACGAUUAGUAGUAUCCAGUGGACCCGUGGGAAUUUUGCAAGCUUGUUGCGACAUCGCCUUUGAGUACGCUCAUUCGAGAAAACAAUUCGGCCAAUAUCUCGCGCAAUUCCAGUUAAUACAGGUAACAAGACAGAAGACUCCAAGUCUCUGUUUGAAAAAUUUUUACGAUCUCCAAUUGAGAUGCCGUCCAAUUCUAAUUACGUUUCAGGGGAAGAUAGCGGAUAUGUACACGGCUCUGAGCGCGAGCAGGAGCUACUUGUACUCUGUCGCGAGGUCCUGCGACGCCGGUCACAUAAAUCGCAAGGAUUGUGCCGCAGUACUCGUCUUCUCCGCCGAGAACGCAAUGAAAGCAGCGUUGGACGCAAUACAGAUACUUGGUGGCAACGGGUACAUCAAUGAUUACGCGACGGGAAGAUUGCUGCGAGAUGCGAUCGGUGCGGGCAGCAAUGAGAUACGACGUAUAGUCAUCAGCCGAGCGAUCACCGAAGAAUAUCUAUAAAACAACGAGUUCUUCGUAGUAUAUAUCAUCCAUUAAUGCCCAUAAGACAAUUCUUUCCAAUGGUAAAAUAGACUCUGUUUAUCUAAUCGUGUGUUUUGGCCUGUAUUACGAGCGGUAUUCGAGUGUUAAUAAAGAAUUUACAUUAACUUCUAAUCCACUUUAAUUCGUAACCAACGUUUCGACCUACUUGGUCUUCUUCAGGGCAAUCAAUGCUAACUCUAUUACGCAUUAUAAGGCCAGCGUAUAUUAACAACAAAUAAAAGUAUCUUCGCUCGUCUGAAGCAAAAGCUAAUCGUGUGUUUUGGCCUGUAUUACGAGCGGUAUUCGGGUGUUAAAAGAAUUUACAUAUAGAAUUCGGGUAUAAAGAAUUUACAUCUGUUUAUCUAUCUCUCAUUUCUAUUAAAAAUGAAUUAUUUAUUUUUAUUAGUAAUUAGUUUAUUAUUUUUUUAUAUUGUUUUGAGUCUUUAUUGCACUUGAUAGGAGUAAGCGAGAGGUUUUAUACAUUAAAUAUGUUUUAUACGCGAAAGGAACGCUGUUGUCUUUAGUUCCCACGAACUCCCGGAAGUACCAACUAAUUCCGAUGGUCCCUUCUUUUUCUCUCUCUUUUUUUGAGUUUGCCCUGCAAUGCGUAAUUAACCGGUGAUUCAUUAUCGUCGACCGCCAAUCCUAGGCACAUCGCAUAUUGGCGAUAUGCGUUAAUGAUCGUAUAAAUUAAGGUAAAGUGAGUCACUAGAGCGAUUGACUAACCUUUCGCGCUAUAGGUUGCUAAUUUAAGUCCUACACGCGUUCUCCUUCUCCCUCUCUCUCAUUAUUUCAUUCUUUCUUUCUCCCGUCGCCGAUUCUCUAGUCUCCGUUAAUUACAGUGCAGCCAAGCUAAUUGCAUCGAAUCGGCCUGCAUAGGGGAGAAGUUCCUCGUUGCCCGUGAACGUCGCACGGCGAAAGAAGCGCGUGAGAAGAAGUGUGUCUCACAAGCGGAAGAAAAAAAUACGCGACCGACCAGGUUUUCGUGAAUCGAGGAUGGCCCUCAAGUUCUCCAUAGGCAACUUUUACGAGACCUAUGUAAGUACGAAGGGCACGCGACCCAGUAGAAGUCCCUUCGAUCUCUUUCCCGAUUUAUAGUCCGAUCAUCUGUCUGCCAGAACCAACCACCUCGAUUUCCAAUGGCAGGUUCCUCGAUGAAGUCUGGAGUUUUUCGUUUUGCGGAAAAUUCGAUGAUAGGCUUAACUUUGAAGCUACGUUGAAACAAACAGGUACAAUCGGUUUAUCUCGCGGUUAAAUAAAUGGCUUAUUCGACAAUGACAAUUACAGGAAAUAUUUGAUAAUGGAAGUAGAUUCGGAAUGAUUUCGACGAUUCGAAUUAUGAAAAAAUAAAUUAGGUAUCCGAAUAUUUUAAGACCUAACUUAUACCUAUUUUAUUUUUUGUCGGCUGACGAAGACUCCGUGUAGUCGAAACGUUCUAAUAGUUAAACGAUAAUUUAUUUAAUUUAUAAUUACUUUAUCUGAUCGUUUAUUGUCCCACGUUUUUUCCGGUUGAUCCAAAUAUCUAUUUUUUUGUUAAUCACGAGUAGAUUGCAACUUCGUUUUUGUUUGACGUCGGAACAAAUUAACAAAUGAAUAAUUUCUUUUGAAACUCGAUGUCAAAUUUACGAAUGAAGAAACUGCCGUUGAGAUAUUUGACACGAUGAAGCGUAUCUCGUAGCUUCCUCCGUAGAUACUAAACCGUACAUAAGCCCGCCCUACUUACAAUAAAUUGGUUAUGAAACACGUUUCAAAAUAUUUCGAACUGAGUCAAUAAAGUUGCGUUGUGCAUGAGAGUUAUACAAUUUAUAGAAUUAUGGAGUCCUACCCGCGCCUAUCUUCUCCGAUAUUCAUAGCGUUUUGUAUCAUACACAUAAAAAUCACAUAAAAUCCUGUUGCUUUAAAUUGCAAUAGCGUCCUACAUCGUAUACCACAAAUAAUUUCUGCAAAUUAUCGUGACAAAUAAUUUUGCGUAAUGUAUAUCAUUGAAGAAUUCAAAUUACAUUCAA
Temnothorax curvispinosus is the source of this 2590-nucleotide messenger RNA. Its product is annotated as isovaleryl-CoA dehydrogenase, mitochondrial-like. The annotation marks the transcript as partial. Gene Ontology annotation, biological process: L-leucine catabolic process. The transcript is spliced from 3 exons. Gene Ontology annotation, molecular function: 3-methylbutanoyl-CoA dehydrogenase activity. NCBI's taxonomy places the organism in Eukaryota, Metazoa, Arthropoda, Insecta, Hymenoptera, Formicidae. The record is from RefSeq and is a predicted model, not a curated record. Gene Ontology annotation, cellular component: mitochondrion.